Molecule: messenger RNA, 3477 nt
Organism: Lynx canadensis (Canada lynx)
Lineage: Eukaryota; Metazoa; Chordata; Mammalia; Carnivora; Felidae
Product: zinc finger protein 208-like
Exons: 2
Coding region: 1-3477 (1158 amino acids)
Biological process (GO): regulation of DNA-templated transcription
Molecular function (GO): RNA polymerase II cis-regulatory region sequence-specific DNA binding; DNA-binding transcription factor activity, RNA polymerase II-specific
Source: RefSeq, a predicted model, not a curated record
AUGUUUAGUCAUUCAUCAAGAUUCAGUACAGGUCAGACAACUGGUACAGGAGAGGAAAGUUAUAUAGGUAACGUAUGUGGCAAAGCCUUUGACGACCAGCAACUGCAUACUGGACAGAAACCUUACGAAUGUGAAGAGUGUGGCAAGAGCUUUAAAUUGUGCCCAACCCUUACUCAACAUAAGUUAACUCAUAUUGGAGAGAAACCUUACCAAUGUAAAGAAUGUGGCAAUGUCUUUAACCAGUUCUCAACCCUUACAGGGUAUCAAAGAAUUCAUACUGGAGAGAAAACGUACCAAGAUAAAGAAGAUGGCAAGUCCUUUACCCGGCCCUCAUCUCUUACAAGACAUCAAAGAAUUCAUACUGGAGAGACACCUUCCAAAGGUAAACGAUGUCGUAAGACCUUUAGGCAUCAUUCACAACUUUCUGAACAUCACAGGAUUCAUACUGAGGAGAAACCUUAUCAAUGCAAAGAGUGUGGCAAGGCCUUUAACUGGCGCACAGCCCUUAGGAGACAUCACAGAAUCCAUACUGGAGAGAAAUCUUACCAAUGUAACGAAUGUGGCAAGGUCUUUGGGUACCUCUCAACCUUUACACAACAUCGCAAAAUUCAUACUGGAGUGAACCCUUACAAAUGUAACAAAUGUGGCAAGGCCUUUUCCCACCAGGCACAUCUUAAUGUACAUCACAGAAUCCAUAUUGGAGAGAAACCUUACCAAUGUAAACAAUGUGGCAAGGCCUUUCUGUACUUGUCAAACUGUAUAAAACAUCGCAGAAUUCAUACCAGAGUGAAACCUUAUAAAUGUAAGGAAUGUGGUAAAGCUUUUAACUGGCACUCAGCCCUCAAGACACAUCACAGAAUUCAUAGUGGAGGGAAACCUUACCAAUGUAAACAAUGUGGCAAGGCCUUUACCCGGCCCUCAGCCCUUACAAAGCAUUACAGAAUUCAUACUGGAGAGAAACCUUACCAAUGUAAAGAAUGUGAUGAGGGCUUUUACUGGCACCCAGCCCUUAAGUUACAUCAGAGAAUCCAUAGUGGAGAGAAACCUUACCAAUGCAAAGAAUGCGGCAAGGCCUUUUCCCAGGCCUCAGUCCUUAGAGAACAUCACAGAAUUCAUACUGGACAGAAACCUUACCAAUGUAAAGAAUGUGGUAAAGCCUUUAACCAGCUCUCAGCCCUUAAGACGCAUCGCAGAAUUCAUACUGGAGUGAAACCUUACAAAUGUAAAGAAUGUGGCAAGGCCUUUUCCCGCCAGGCAUAUCUUAAUGUACAUCACAACAUCCAUGUUAGAGAGAAACCUUACCAAUGUAAAGAGUGUGGCAAGGCCUUUAAAGGGCACUCAGAACAUACUCGCCAUCAGAAAAUUCACAGUGGAGAGAAACCUUACCAAUGUAAAGAAUGUGGCAAGGCCUUUAACAAGCAAUCAUCCCUGAGACAACAUGAAGGAAUUCAUACUGGACAGAAACCUUACCAAUGUAAAGAAUGUGGCAAAGCUUUUAACUGGCAAUCGGCCCUUAAGAGACAUCACAGAAUUCAUAGUGGAGAGAAACCUUACCAGUGUAAAGAAUGUGGCAAGGCCUUUUCCCGCCAGGAACAUCUUGAUAUGCAUCACAGAGUCCAUACCGGACAGAAACCUUACCAAUGUAAAGAAUGUGGCAAGGCCUUUUCCCGCCAGGCACAUCUUAGUGUACAUCACAGAAUUCAUACUGGAGAGAAACAUUACCAAUGUAAAGAGUGUGGCAAGGCCUUUAAAGGGCACUCAGAACUUACUCGACAUCACAAAAUUCAUAGUGGAGAGAAACCUUACCAAUGUAAAGAAUGUGGCAAAGCCUUUAACUGUCAAUUGGCCCUUAAGAGACAUCACAGAAUUCAUACUGGAGAGAAAGCUUACCAAUGUAAAGAAUGUGGCAAGGCCUUUAACAAGCAAUCAUCCCUUAGACAACAUGAAGGAAUUCAUACUGGACAGAAACCUUACCAAUGUAAAGAAUGUGGCAAGGCUUUUGGGUUCGUCUCAAACUUUAUACAACAUCGCAGAAUUCAUACUGGAGUGAAACCUUACCAAUGUAAAGAAUGUGGCAAAGCUUUUAACUGGCAAUCGGCCCUUAAGAGACAUCACAGAAUUCAUAGUGGAGAGAAACCUUACCAGUGUAAAGAAUGUGGCAAGCCCUUUUCCCGCCAGGCACAUCUUAGUGUACAUCACAGAAUUCAUACUGGAGAGAAACAUUACCAAUGUAAAGAGUGUGGCAAGGCCUUUAAAGGGCACUCAGAACUUACUCGACAUCACAAAAUUCAUAGUGGAGAGAAAGCUUACCAAUGUAAAGAAUGUGGCAAGGCCUUUAACAAGCAAUCAUCCCUUAGACAACAUGAAGGAAUUCAUACUGGACAGAAACCUUACCAAUGUAAAGAAUGUGGCAAAGCUUUUAACUGGCAAUCGGCCCUUAAGAGACAUCACAGAAUUCAUACUGGAGAGAAACAUUACCAAUGUAAAGAGUGUGGCAAGGCCUUUAAAAGGCACUCAGAAUUUACUCGACAUCACAAAAUUCACAGUGGAGAGAAACCUUACCAAUGUAAAGAGUGUGGCAAGGCCUUUAAAAGGCACUCAGAAGUUACUCGACAUCACAAAAUUCAUAGUGGAGAGAAACCUUACCAAUGUAAAGAAUGUGGCAAGGCCUUUAACAAGCAAUCAUCCCUUAGACAACAUGAGGGAAUUCAUACUGGACAGAAACCUUACCAAUGUAAAGAAUGUGGCAAAGCUUUUAAGUGGCAAUCAGCCCUUAAGAGACAUCACAGAAUUCAUAGUGGAGAGAAACCUUACCAGUGUAAAGAAUGUGGCAAGGCCUUUUCCCGCCAGGAACAUCUUGAUAUACAUCACAGAGUCCAUACUGGACAGAAACCUUACCAAUGUAAAGAAUGUGGCAAGGCCUUUUCCCACCAGUCACAUCUUAAUGUACAUCACAGAAAUCACAGUGGAGAGAAACCUUACCAAUGUAAAGAGUGUGGCAAAGCUUUCAACUGGCAAUCGGCCCUUAAGAGACAUCACAGAAUUCAUAGUGGAGAGAAACCUUACCAGUGUAAAGAAUGUGACAAGGCCUUUUCCCGCCAGGAACAUCUUGAUAUGCAUCACAGAGUCCAUACCGGACAGAAACCUUACCAAUGUAAAGAAUGUGGCAAGGCCUUUUCCCGCCAGGCACAUCUUAGUGUACAUCACAGAAUUCAUACUGGAGAGAAACCUUACCAAUGUAAAGAGUGUGGCAAGGCCUUUAAAGGGCACUCAGAACCUACUCGACAUCACAAAAUUCAUCGUGGAGAGAAACCUUACCAAUGUAAAUGUGGCAAAGCCUUUAACUGUCAAUCGGCCCUUAAGAGACAUCACAGAAUUCACAGUGGAGAGAAACCUUACCAAUGCAAAGAAUGUGGCAAGGCCUUUACUCAUCACUCAAGACUUACCAACCAUCACAAAAUUCAUACUGGAGAUUGA